UUCCCAGCCACCGCACCCGCUUCGGCUCCGUCGAGGCGCACGCUGAAACGUCGAGGCGCACGCCACCGAAUUUCCAAAGUUCCCAUGCAGGUUCGCUUUCUGGCCCUUGGUUUUCUGCUUCUUUUAUUCUUGGCCCAAGUCCACUCUCUGGUCUGGGUACGUACGCACUCCGCCUCCCGGCCUUCAACCUUCCGCGGUCCACGCUGGCACACGCAUCCUCUUCCGUCUUCCCUCCCUUCUCGUUCUCUCCCGCCAUGCCGUGAAGCUUCCAAAUGCGCGUCGCCUUCAUUACCUGCCCUCCUGGCCUCCUCUAUGGAGUGUGUUAUAUAUACGUAUCACCUCGCAACAACACCAUGCAUGGUUCGCAGCGCCAGGGUCGCAAGCUUAUAGCAGUCAACAAAUACUAGUGCCCAUUACCGCCGGAUCGAUCGGAAGCCGGCCGGCGGCAAGGAAGGAGUAUCCCAGCGCAGCACCGACUCCACGACUUGGCCAUCAAUCAUCAUCCAUCGCAGUAUCGCACCGCAGCAACAGACACCGACCGAGGAUGGUUGUUGCCGUCGCCGCGCGGUCGUCGUCGUCCGCGACCAGCAGCAGCAGCGAGCUGGGGUCGCUGUUCGCGGCGUUCGACGCGGACGCGGACGGGCGGAUCUCGGCGGCCGAGCUGCGGGAGUGCGUGCGGGCGACGCUGGGGCCCGACGCCGCGGCGGUGUCGGCGGAGGAGGCGGAGGCGCUGGUGGCGGGCGCGGACGCGGACGGCGACGGGCUGCUGGACGCCGCCGAGUUCGCGCGGCUCGUGGCCGGCCUGCACGCGGGUGCCGCCGAGGAGGACCGCCACCGCUGCCUGCGCCAGGCCUUCCGGAUGUACUCCUCCGACGACGACGCGGCGGAGGGCCGGGGCUCCUCCUGCAUCACCCCCGACAGCCUGCGCCGCAUGCUCGCCAGGCUCGGCGCGCACCAGGACGUGGACGACUGCCGCGCCAUGAUCUGCAGGUUCGACCUCGACGGCGACGGCGUGCUCAGCUUCCACGAGUUCAAGGUCAUGAUGGGCGCCGCGUGACCCGAUCCAGUUCCGCCGCCGCCGCUGCUGCUGCUUAGAUGGUCCUUGUUCAUAUGUGGGUUGCUUCAUUCAUUGGUUGAUUCAUUCGUUGCUUGUGUGUCAUCAAAAUAAUAAGUCAUUAGUUGCAGGUAGCUAGGAUUAUUAGCCAUGCUGUGAUGUACAUCAUUUUCGUGCAGCCUGUGUUGUGCAGUUGUGCUCCUUCCCCCUUGCGUGUGAAGAUGAAUUGCUAAUUUUUUAUUUCAUAUAUACAUCGCCAUCUAAAAUAAA
Messenger RNA from Zea mays, 1324 nucleotides. RefSeq names its product putative calcium-binding protein CML19. The transcript has a single exon. Lineage: Eukaryota; Viridiplantae; Streptophyta; Magnoliopsida; Poales; Poaceae. Bases 545 to 1057 code for a protein of 170 amino acids. Gene Ontology annotation, molecular function: calcium ion binding. The record is from RefSeq and is a predicted model, not a curated record.